Messenger RNA from Moneuplotes crassus, 907 nucleotides. Lineage: Eukaryota; Ciliophora; Spirotrichea; Euplotida; Euplotidae. The record is from the annotation of a GenBank genome assembly.
GUUACCAUUAAUGGAGGAGAUUUCAGAAAAGAAAAAGCCUCGAUCUACAGAUUCUUCAAAAAUAGAUUACAGAGUGCGGCAAAGACUUUGGCAAGAUUUCAAUAAGUUUAUCUAUACCAAAUGGGAUAAAAUAUUCUUGACAGCUUGACUAUUUUCCCUUCCUAUGUGUUUUGCAAUAUUGAGGAGGAAGACAGGACUAUUCCGAAAAUUUGACACUACUGAUUACCUAAGAGCAUCAAUGAUUUCAUCAACAAUGAUCGAAAAUCAUAGAUAUUUACAUCUAAAUUUAAUAAAAUGAGCCAAUAUGGUCAAGACAUUCGAUAAAGUAUCUUAUAAAGAAAAGAAGGAAGUAAUAGAAACCUAUGUAGUAGCCCAGCCAAGGAGUCUCUUCCGCUUUAAAAAGGAAGAUCAAUCUUCAAGAAGCAUUACAUAUUAUCAGAAUAUUUGGGAGCAGGAUAGAGAAAUAGUUCGUAUAGAGCUUGCUGGCAUCAAACAUCCUUAUUUCGAGGAUACGAUUAACUAUCUAAAUUCAACUUGGUUCCCUAGCAAGACAAAAUAUGAAUGUCUAAUUCACUCUUAUGAUUACAAGGAAAAUAUUUUAAAAGUGUGGGCAUUCUAUCGCCCCUUCUUCAGUCUGAAUCGACAGUGACUAAACCUCAAAUUACUCAAAGAAGGAAAAGCCCUUAGUAAUCCCCUCAAAGAUGUUAAUCCAUUAAGUCAUGAAGAGAUUCAUGACUUGAUCGAAUCAUCCCAAAAACUGUCUCAUACAGCCAAAAUAGAUGAAGUUGGAGUCUGGGGGAAAUACAAAUCUUCUCUGAAGGAAGAAAGGGAAUAUGGAAAAACAGGAAGAGCCUUUAUGAAAGCAAAGAUUUACAGGUGGCUUGAAUCUAAAUUCAUCAGAUUUUAA